Molecule: messenger RNA, 5830 nt
Organism: Mauremys mutica (yellowpond turtle)
Lineage: Eukaryota; Metazoa; Chordata; Testudines; Geoemydidae
Gene: TMEM165
Product: transmembrane protein 165
Exons: 6
Coding region: 169-1152 (327 amino acids)
Biological process (GO): Golgi calcium ion homeostasis; manganese ion transmembrane transport; calcium ion transmembrane transport
Cellular component (GO): Golgi apparatus
Molecular function (GO): manganese ion transmembrane transporter activity; calcium ion transmembrane transporter activity
Source: RefSeq, a predicted model, not a curated record
CCCUCCACCCGCGCGCUGGGACUCGGUGGCGGCCGGUGCGGGAGACGGUUGAGGCGGCUGCGGGGAUCGGCCCGUCCCCCCCCCCCGGGAGCGGCCAUGGCGCGGCGCCGCUAGGUCUCCCUGCGGGGUCGGGUCGAGCCGGGGCCGCUCCGCGAGUCGCAGGCCGGGAUGGGGCCGGGGGGCGGCCGGCGGGGCCCGGAGGCAGCGGGGGGCCGAGCGUCCUGCCGGGCCGCCGCGCUGCUGCUCCUGAUGCUCCUGGCCGCGCCCGCCGGGCUGCGCGCCGCCCUGGAGGAAGAGCCCGGCAGGAACAAGGAGCCGCCGGCGCCGCCACAGCAGCAGCAGCCGCAGCCCGCGGUGCAGGGGCUAGAUCCGGGCCGGGCCGAGAAAUGGCCCACGCCAGUUCCUCCAGUUCAUCUUAUCAGUGAAGAAUCUGCUGAUAAAACUAAUUUGGGGUUUAUUCAUGCUUUUGUGGCUGCCAUAUCAGUCAUCAUUGUGUCAGAGCUGGGGGAUAAGACCUUCUUUAUUGCAGCCAUCAUGGCAAUGCGUUAUAAUCGUUUGACUGUAAUGGCUGGUGCCAUGCUUGCCUUAGGACUGAUGACAUGCUUAUCAGUUUUAUUUGGCUAUGCCACCACAGUUAUCCCCCGAGUGUACACAUACUAUGCGUCAACUGCACUGUUUGCAAUUUUUGGCAUCCGAAUGCUUCGGGAAGGCUUGAAGAUGAGCCCAGAUGAGGGUCAGGAGGAGCUGGAGGAAGUUCAAGCAGAAAUCAAGAAAAAAGAUGAAGAAUUCCAGAGAACGAAACUAUUAAAUGGGCCAGGAGAUGUGGAAACAGGGACAGGCACAAAUAUACCUCAGAAGAAGUGGCUGCAUUUUAUUUCUCCAAUUUUUGUUCAAGCUUUUACUUUAACAUUUGUAGCAGAAUGGGGUGAUCGCUCUCAAUUGACAACAAUAGUCCUGGCAGCAAGAGAGGAUCCCUAUGGUGUGGCAGUGGGAGGAACAGUAGGACACUGUCUAUGCACUGGGUUAGCGGUUAUUGGAGGAAGGAUGAUAGCACAAAAAAUUUCUGUUAGGACUGUGACAAUCAUAGGAGGCAUUGUUUUCUUGGCAUUUGCAUUCUCUGCACUAUUUAUAAGCCCGGAGUCUGGUUUUUAACAAGCUUUUUUUUCAUUGUCUUUAAAGAGCAAGGAUUGGGAGGAACAAGCUUGUCCUUGUGUGUUGCUGUAUAUAAUGUACAGGUAUUGUUGCUAAACAAGCACUGAAAAUGAGAUACUCCACUUCUAUAGCAAUGAUUUGUGAGUUUGGCACAUUCAUGGACCUUGUGCCAUGAAGAUCUGCUUCCUGUCUGGUUUGCAAGGUGUAUUUAAGUGGUGGUUGGGUGCCUCACAGGAUUUGAGUGGCUUUCUUGCUUGCUGAACCUGAUCAGAUGGCUUUUGAGGAUCUGUAUCCACAAACAUGAGGCUUCCUUCCUCUCUUCCACAUGAUCACUAUUGCUGUCUGUUCUAGAGCUUAUCCAUCUGGCUAAAUGAGCAGCUGCCUUGCCAACAGGCAUUACGAUGUUACAAAUUUCCCAAUAGUAAGUAUGAGGGAGAAAAUCAUUGACUCUCACACUUCACUUCCAGGAUACCCUGGUAGCCUGGAAACCUGAGGGCAGCUCCCAUGCCAUUAAGUGACUGAGCCACCUAUUGAAACAUUCAGAAUUAAUUUUAAAAAGCAAAUAUCUUAAUCAGGGGUCUUUGGUAUGAAGUCAACAAAAGUGCUGAUUCACGAUGUACUGUUUUCAACAACAGACAAUCUGGCUAGAUCUGAUUUUCUUUAUUUAACCAAUUCUCUUUUUGUAUUAAAUUGAAAACUUAUAAAUAUACAUCAUAGUAAUAAAACGGUCAAUAUUUGACAAUGCUGCAUUCCCAAUUUGAACAAUAAUGCAAUUCUUACAGAUUAAGCUGUGUUCAUAUUUUCUUUAAUAGUGUAAUGGGGGGAAUGUAAAUAAAACAGUGGUGUCUCCAUUUUAGUUACUUUCAACUUCUUUUUUGAUGGUGGUUAAUUUAAUUCCCUUAGAGAGCAAGGUAAUGGCUUCUUGUGUGCACUGAGGGCGAGGCUCGCUUCUUAUCCAGGUACGGUUGAAAAGGGAAGCUAUGUUGAUUUUUGUGGCUGGAGUGAUAAGAUGUCAUGACAACUUUGCACAGCUUCAUUACCGGAAUAGAUCUGUAAGCACAAUGCCGUUUAUACAAUGUGGAGUUGGCUUCUGAAUUCACACCAGGAACGUGGCGUAUAAUGCAGUGUUUUAAGCUGACAUACAUGAAGUAGCAGACUUCUGUAAAGUGCAAUCCAUGAUGGUUGACUUGAGCAGGUGCCCUAGGACCGGGAUGAAAGUUGGUACGAGCCGGUACCUGCACCGGCCCAUACCCAGCCCACAUUAAAGUGCUGCUGCGGCAGUGCUUUAACGUCGCUGCCCCCUUCCCCCUUCCCCCCAUCGAUGGCCCUGCUGGUAGGGUCUGUACAGGGGAGGCAAAACAGGGGCAGGGACAUUAAAGCACUGCUGUGCUAUCCCUUACUCAAAGAUGUUCCUUCAUAUAAUCCCCAACAACAAAAACCUAAAUGCACCCCUCUAAAGUGCCUCUUAGAAAGAUUAGUAUACGUGCAGUUCGUUGUUCAACUAAAGUAAUGUUAAAGUGGGUUACACCAACAUCAAACUUUCCAGAAAAAUGAACCUGAGCAUAUUUUAUUUGGACUAAGUUGCCUUUUAAGGUUUCUGAACAUCUGUGUAAAGUUACGGAGAUAAAGUGAAUCAAACUACUGUCUUUUAGCCUCCCAUUCUCAAACUCCUACUAAUUGCACUAGAGUUUCCAGAUCAAGAUACCUAUUGCUACUUCAGAAGGGUUCUGGUAGUGACUUCAGUGUCACAGAUGGGGAAUCUGACUAGUCUAAAUAGCUGGUGGCUCUUUAAAUUUAAAGUCCUGAGGCUGCCCACAACUGAGUCCAGUGUGACUUUCAGCUAAGUGUUUCCUAGCCUACAUGCCCACCAGGGUCUAGUAAGAGUCCCACAGAUGUGACCUGACCACACCUAGAGCUUGGGCCCCUGCACAAAAAGACAGCUGAGCUACCAUUGGGGGAUUUGUGAGUGCUCAGUAAUUUAGAGGGGUUAAGGGCUUGAAGCCAGCUCUCCCACAGCUAAAGUGAGUGCCCUACCUCAUGGGCUGUGUUGCCUAUAAGGGAGCAUGUCUCAUUUUUCCAGCUAAUUGCGGGAGAAGAACGUUCAUGGCUGAAAAGCCAGAGCAACAGGUGACAUUUCCCUUUGGGCCCUCAGUGAAGUGCCUAGGGGUGCAACUCCCAUUAAACUAAGUGCCUAAAUACUUUUGAGGAGCUAGCCCUGCCCCUUUGCUCUGCAUUUUGCUCCUGUUCAGCUGGCUGGCUUCUGAGAAUCCCUUUCUUAGGGCUUGCCUUCAUGUACAGUGCUAUAGCUGCACCUGUGUAGCUGUAGUGAAGACACUUCUGUCAGUGUAGUUAGCUACUGCCUCUAGGGAGGUGGAUUGUGUCCAUGGGAGAAGCUCUACCAUGAACGUAGUACUGCCUACAGUGGGGGUUAGAUUGUGUCACUUGGGUGUGGAUUUUUGCCACCCAUUGAGCAAUGUAGUUAUACUGAUGUAAUUCUGUAGUAUAGACCUGGCCUCAUACAAUGGAGGGUGAGCCUGAGAACCUUUGGGCAGCAAGCUCCUUAAGAGUUAGGUGAUUUUAGUGUACUCUACACUAAGGGCUAGUGGCAGUGGCUCAGUUGGAGAUAAUUCACAAUGGGAGAGGACCACCCACCCAGUCUCUCAUACAACCAUGCCCAUACCACCAGCUGUGAAUUUUUUCCUAUAUUUCAUAACUGCGCCAAACUCUUAAGCCUCAGUGCAAAACCCCAAACUAAGACCUGAGGUAAGGGAGGGAGUAUUUUAAGCUAUGUGUAAAGCAGACAGUAACAUUUCAAAAAAUGCCCAGGUUAAAUUAGCUUUUUAGUUUUCAGCCCCCACUGCUGUCCAGUGUGUGACAUGCAGAACAGGGGUAAAAGCAGCCACGUGCUGUGGAAUUGCAGCUUAUCACUGCAUGGACCCUUUUCCAUGGUGGAAAACGUUCUGAUACACUCCAGUUCUUGUUCCUCACUGUAACGUUUCUUACAAGUAAGUCUAUGCUUCCAUUUGCCCUGUAAAGCUAGACCUAUGUACCGUGCUGGGACUGUGCAGCAGGUGAAAUAUGCAAAAGGAAUGCAAGGGGGAAGUACCUUCCCCCCUGUUAGAAAGACAAAGUGGAUGAGACAAGGUUUCAAUCUGCAACAGGACUCUGCCCGUUACCAACAGAAGUGGGUCCAAUAAAAGCUCAUAUCUCACCAGCCUUCUCUAAUAUGCUGGGGCUCAUACAGCUCUACCACUGCAUUUCCCCAUAUUGUCAUUUUACAGCAGUUCAAACUGCAUAACUCUACAGCUCUUAGGGAGUAGAUUACCUAUAUUAUAAAACUGAGCCACUGUUGAUGGGGCAGUAUGUGGUUCAUCUGACCAGGGUAGUGGAACAGUGCUGCAGUGUGGAGGCACAGAACACACUUUGGGCUAGAUUCAUAAAGGGACUUCAGACAUUAAAGCUGUGUCAAAACACCUCUGAAAAAUUACUGGGAUAUAAGCCUUGGUUAGGUGCAUAUACAACUGGGAAGAAAUAAGAUUCACAAAAGCCUGCUGAGUAGGGAGAUACUUGAACUAGGCCAUGGUGUAACCCACAGGCUGCCUGGGUGUUGUGUUCUGUCCCCUCGAGAUCACUUAGAGCUUAAGUUCUCUGCUCUACAGUCCUAGCGAAACAGACAUAGGGCUUUUAGCUCAUGCACUAAGUUCCAGAGGUCCGUUUCAAUCCCAACCACCGAUGACCAGGGUCUGUGGAUGUUACAAUGGCAGUCAAUGAUGAGAGGUGUGUGUCCUACAACCAACUCCUCUUCUGCAGGCCAGACUGGAGGGAGGCACCUAUCUCUACUUGCAACCCUGAACCAGGCACUUAAGCCAUUUCUUGUAAGACCCACCAGAUUCAGAACAGGUGGCAGUGGCUGGGUCUCAUACCUUUUCUAACGCAGCCUGUUGGAGACCCAGCUGCACUGUGGAUAAAUAAUUAGAAAGUCACUGAGUUAGGGAAAAGUGAGUGAGUGGCUCAGGUGGUGGGUAUGGCACUCAAGUGGGAGGUCCAGACCUAGACCUACUGCUCCAGCAACUAUCUAUACACUCUGGGAAUAGUUUUUACUUCCAUGCUAAAACCUCUGCUGAACGUUCCCAUGGGAUAUCAGCCACUAGCUCAGCAGUUCUCAAACGGGGGGUCAUGAUGGCAAAGUGGACGACAACCCCAUUUUAAUCAGGGCUGGUGUUAGAGUGGCGGGGGCCCAGGGAUAAAGCUGAAGCCUCAGUGCCCUGGGUGGUGGGGCUCAGGCUUCGGCUUCAGCCCUGGGUGGCGGGGCUAAGGUAACAGGUGGUGAGGCUCGGGUGGGCUCAGGCUUUGGUCCCGCUUCCUGGGGCUGUGUGGUUGCAGUGCAAUGAAGUUUGAGAACUGAGUUUCGCCCUUCUCCAUGCUUGACUGAGGCUACAGUGAAGACACUGGCACUUUAUUAGGCAGGGUAUGUAAAAUCUGUACUGAGCAAAAGCUGGAUGGUAAAGGAGUCAGUUCAUAACACACAAUGCAUAGUGAUUGCUAUUGCCCCCCACCGUUUAUGAACACACUAGUAUUUGUAAUUGAUGUGUUUACUGCCUGAGCUGUUUUCUUUUACAAUUGUGGCUUUUAAACAUCUAAUAAACUCUUCUUAAAUUCACAAUUUUCAUUUUCAUCU